GUCUCCAUGACAACGUGGAGCAGGCGGGGUUUGCCAGCUCAAGGCAGAAUCUAUCAUUGAAAGCUCGAAAUCUCCACGGUGCAUCACGCCCUGAGUGGGAUGGAAGAAAAGGACAAGAAAGAAAAUGGGGAGUACAUUGGAGAGAUCAAGGGGGGUCUGAGGCCUUCAAUGAAACUGGUGGUUAUGGGAAUUGUUGACAAAAAACCUAAGAGCAUGGAGGUGACUGUGUCCAGUAAACCUCGGGAGGAGGACACAGAGGCUGAUGUGGGUCUUCAGCUGAAGGUCACUUUCAGGGACAAGGCUGUCCAACGUAACGCCCGUCUGGCUGGAAAGUGGGGUCCGUCUGAAAACACCCUCUCCUUCUUUCCAUUUGCGGCUGGAGAAGCUUUCAAGAUGGAGAUCGUCUGUGAGCACCAGCAGUUUCGUAUCCUGGUGGACGGACAGCCUCUGUGCGGCUUCAGCCACCGCCUCUCCCCGCUCGCCUCCCUCACCUCCCUACGAGUGUUUGGAGAUGUGCAGCUCACUAAAGUGGCCUAACCCGGGACAGUAAACUACAUAAUGUGAUUAGAGUAGAGCCCCCUCCUUGAGAGAAUAAUUUGACCUUUCGACAGGGAUGAUGCGUUUCCACUU
Messenger RNA from Solea solea (common sole), 630 nucleotides. RefSeq names its product Galectin-related protein A-like. Bases 100 to 537 code for a protein of 145 amino acids. The transcript has 4 exons. Lineage: Eukaryota; Metazoa; Chordata; Actinopteri; Pleuronectiformes; Soleidae. Gene Ontology annotation, molecular function: carbohydrate binding. The record is from RefSeq and is a predicted model, not a curated record.